Molecule: messenger RNA, 1759 nt
Organism: Capsella rubella
Lineage: Eukaryota; Viridiplantae; Streptophyta; Magnoliopsida; Brassicales; Brassicaceae
Product: amino acid transporter AVT3A
Exons: 2
Coding region: 271-1554 (427 amino acids)
Biological process (GO): amino acid transmembrane transport
Cellular component (GO): vacuolar membrane
Molecular function (GO): amino acid transmembrane transporter activity
Source: RefSeq, a predicted model, not a curated record
UCAAAAACAAAUAUUCAGAGGUUUUUAUAGUGUAAGCAAUAAAAUGUUUCUUAAAUCGAUAAACCCCAAAACAGAGCCAAUGAGCACCGGUUUGUAUCUCUCUUAAUUAAUUUUUAAAAGAAAGAUAGAGAGAUAGAGAGAUAUUUAAUAGUUUUGACCACACAAACUACAACACAGCCAAUUCCAAUUCCAUUUCCAGAGAUCGAUCGUGACUGUGACUCUCGCUCCUCUCGGUUCUUCUUCACUCUCGAUCAGUCAGAUCUCGUCGGCAUGAGGUACGAGCAGGAUGCUGGAUCGUCCUCCCUCUCGCUGCCUUCGGGAUCUUCCUCUCAGUCGCUGCCGCCGACGGAAGACACUCCUCUUUUGGGGCCUCGCACAUUGUCUUCGCAGCCUAAAACCUUCGCUAAUGUCUUCAUCGCCAUCGUCGGCGCCGGCGUGCUCGGACUUCCGUACACCUUUAAGAAGACCGGGUGGCUCUUGGGCCUCCUCACUCUCCUCUUCGUCUCCUCUCUCACCUUCUUCUGUAUGAUGCUCCUCGUCCACACCCGCCGGAAACUCGAGUCCCUCUCCGGCUUCUCCAGCAUCACUUCCUUCGGAGAUCUCGGCGAAUCCGUCUGCGGUCCCGCCGGCCGUCUCGUCGUCGAUGUUAUGCUUGUCCUCUCGCAAUCUGGCUUCUGCGUCAGUUACCUUAUCUUCGUCGCCACCACAAUGGCCAAUCUCCUCAACCGCGGCACCGAGCAUAUCCUAGGCCUCGAUCCUGCAUCCAUUUACCUCUGGGGUUGUUUCCCCUUUCAGCUCGGUCUCAAUUCCAUCCCUUCUCUCACCCAUCUCGCCCCUUUGAGUAUAUUCGCCGAUAUCGUCGACGUCGCGGCCACCUUGGUGGUUAUGGUGCAGGAUGUUUUCAUCUUCCUCAAACGAAGACCUCCCUUGAGAGUCUUUGGAGGCGUCUCUGUUUUCUUCUACGGAUUGGGAGUCGCUGUGUACGCUUUUGAAGGGAUCGGAAUGGUUCUGCCACUGGAGCUGGAGGCCAAAUACAAAGACAAGUUCGGUAGAGCGCUGGGGCUAGCCAUGGGCUUAAUCUCGAUCAUGUACGGUGCGUUCGGGCUGCUAGGCUACAUGGCUUACGGCGAGGACACGAGAGACAUCAUCACCACGAACCUGGGGACAGGAGUGGUGAGCACUCUGGUCCAGCUGGGUCUAGCGAUCAACCUCUUCUUCACAUUUCCCCUCAUGAUGCACCCUGUAUAUGAGGUGGUUGAACGCCGCCUCUGCAGCUCCCGCUACUCCGUCUGGGUGCGCUGGGCCACUGUGCUGGUGGUCACACUCGUGGCCCUGCUCGUCCCUAAUUUUGCAGACUUCUUAUCUCUGGUGGGGAGCAGCGUUUGCGUUGUGCUGGGCUUUGUCUUGCCAUCCCUUUUUCACUUGCAGGCUUUCAAACACGAGUUGAGCAUCACAAGAAUAGUGGUCGACGUUCUUGUUUUCCUCAUUGGUGUUAUUAUAGCCAUUACCGGGACUUGGACUGCCGUACACGAGAUCCUGACAUCCAAGGCCUGAUUUUCUUCUAUUGUUUUAUUUUUGUCGGUGUAAAAAGAGAGAAGCAUUUGUUGUUACCUCCACUCCAGAGAAACACGGCUGCAUUAUUGUUAUUCUGUUACUCUCCUUACUUGUGUAUUGUUGAGUCUUUUUACUCUAUUUGUAAGAAAGACCCAUGAAAACAAAUAAGAAAAAAGCAUGCUUAGAAUCAUGCGUGAUUAAAGUA